This is a messenger RNA of Lontra canadensis (Northern American river otter), 2791 nucleotides long. It is a transcript of the gene STX17, whose product is annotated as syntaxin 17. Lineage: Eukaryota; Metazoa; Chordata; Mammalia; Carnivora; Mustelidae. Gene Ontology annotation, molecular function: SNARE binding; SNAP receptor activity. Gene Ontology annotation, cellular component: SNARE complex; autophagosome membrane; plasma membrane. Gene Ontology annotation, biological process: vesicle fusion; intracellular protein transport; exocytosis. The coding region runs from base 84 to 1139 and encodes 351 amino acids. The transcript is spliced from 8 exons. The record is from RefSeq and is a predicted model, not a curated record.
CUUAAAUACUUCCCUUUUAGGUUUUCUAUGUGAGUGGAGAAGACAGUCGCUGCAAGUAGAAGUGACACAGCAUUUUUUUUAGGAUGUCUGAAGAUGAAGAAAAAGUGAAAUUACGCCGUCUUGAACCAGCUAUACAGAAAUUCAUUAAGAUAGUAAUCCCAACAGACCUGGAGAGGCUAAGAAAGCACCAGAUAAAUAUUGAGAAGUAUCAAAGGUGCAGAAUCUGGGAUAAGUUGCAUGAAGAGCAUAUCAAUGCGGGACGUACAGUUCAGAGAGCAUGCACUAGCAGUGGGGAGGGGCAGAGUAAAGAAGAGAGAAUGCAAACCCCCACUGAGUACAGAGCCCUGUAUGGACCCCAAGACCUGGAUCAUGACCUAGCCGAAAUCAAGAGUCAGAUGUUUAACCAACUGAGCCAUCUGCAACUCCGUUCCAAUAUCCGAGAAAUGGAGAAACUUUGUUUGAAAGUCCGAAAGGAUGACCUGGUACUUCUGAAGAGAAUGAUAGAUCCUGUUAAAGAAGAAGCAUCAGCAGCAACAGCAGAAUUUCUUCAACUCCAUCUGGAAUCUGUAGAAGAACUUAAGAAACAGUUUAAUGAUGAAGAAACUUUAUUACAGCCUUCUUUGACCAGAUCCAUGACUGUUGGUGGAACAUUUCACGCUGCUGAGGCUGAAGCCGAUCCUCAGAAUAUGACUCAGGUAUAUGCGUUGCCUGAAAUUCCUCGAGAUGAAAAUGCUGCAGAAUCAUGGGAAACCUUAGAAGCGGACUUAAUUGAACUUAGCCAACUGGUCACUGAUUUCUCUCUCCUAGUGAAUUCUCAGCAGGAGAAGAUUGACAGCAUUGAAGACCAUGUCAACAGAGCUGCUGUGAAUGUUGAAGAGGGAACCAAAAACUUGGGGAAGGCUGCAAAAUACAAGCUGGCAGCUCUGCCUGUGGCAGGUGCACUCAUUGGAGGAGUGGUAGGGGGUCCGAUUGGCCUCCUUGCAGGUUUCAAAGUGGCAGGAAUUGCAGCUGCACUUGGUGGUGGGGUGUUGGGCUUCACAGGUGGAAAAUUGAUACAAAGAAAGAAACAGAAAAUGAUGGAGAAGCUCACUUCCAGCUGUCCAGAUCUUCCCAGCCAAACUGACAAAAAAUGCAGUUAAAAACCAAACUUCAGCAUUAUUGGCGCCAACGUGUCUAUCCUAAUGAGGAUCUUUGCUGCUGUUGGACACUCAGUCAGCUUUUGGAACAUGAUUAUGUCAAGAUAGUGGCUAUAGAUGCUCAAAUGGGAUUGAACUGUGCUAAGUAGAUAUAUUUUGUUGUUUGCUGGAGUGUUAGGGAGACCUUAGAGAUCGAGGAGCCUGGGCUGAGGGUGUGUAAUGUCAGGUAAAGUUUAAAGACUGCCAAGGACCAGAUUUUCUGCAUAGAAAUGUAAAAAAUGGAUUUUUAACUUUGAUAAGGACUCGAGAUGUGUGGACAUGAUGGAUUAUGGAAGGCUGGUGUAUUCCAUAACCCUGACUUGGAGACCCUAAGACUAACUGUGUUAUAAAUAUGCUUAUUGAUCUCCUAUAUAUAGGAGGUUAUUUAGGCCUGUUAACAAAGAAAAGAAUGGGGAGUUCAAGAGCCUUUCUUAUCAAAUAAGGAAAUCAGGAUCUAGUGAGGGGCACAGGUGAACCACAUAAUGGAGUCCAUUUGGUGAACCCUAUUAUAGUUUGGUCCACCUGUAUUUUCUGGUGAAGGACACUAAUAGUGUAAGAAAAUGGAAAGAGAGGUGCAGCUUCUCUUUGAGAUACCUUAAUUUGUGACACUGGCUUCUUUGAACUCUUCCUUCUAUCUUUUGAAAUAAAGAACACAGAAUCUCAAGUGAUAGGAGACUAUUAAGCCGGUCACUAAGCUUGGUCUGUCAGCCUGUCUUUUAACAACUCAAAGAUCUAGUGCCCUCUGCCUUCCCUCCCUUGUAAUUCUGCAAAGUUCUUUGACUUGUGGGGUGAAUUCUACCCAUGUGUAAUGAGGACUUUUCUCCUAAUCUGCUUUCUUGUAUUGUCUCCUAUAUCCAUUCAUCCUUUCCUAUAACCUCUAGGUAAAAGAGAGAAAGAAAGGAAAUCUCCAAUAUUUCCAGCAUUGUUAGAGUUUGAGGUAAAAAAUAAGCAGGUAGCAGGAGGUACCAGAUCAUUUCUUGGGGCAUCUUACAAUUUUAAGAGACUAAUGUACCGGCCAUGCAGGGAAUCUCUGACCCUAAGUCUUUUCAGCUGGCCUUUUGGGGAGCUAAGAACUAGCUUUCUACCUCACUUCUGUUAACUACCAUCCUUUUCCCCAGGCUUUGCUGUCUCCUAUGCUUUACUUUUCCCAGCUGUUAUCUCUUCCCAGGAGUGGCGUUCUUGCUCACCUUUCCUCAUAUUCAAGAUGAUAGACAAAGCCUGGUGCCAAGAGUGAUCCUGAUGAAGGAUUUGUGGUGCUAAUCCCAACACUUGACAUUGACAGCAAACAUGGCCCAGCCCAACCCAAAUAACAAAAAGGUUUUAAUUUUGUGAAAAAAAGAAUUGAAAAUCACAGGUAGCCUCAUCCUGUACCCCAAGUUCAUUUGAAAUAAGAAGGAGCCACCUUUUGCCUUAAUCUUUACUGUUUUCUGAGAGUAGAGGAAUGGGCACCUGUACCACAAAAUGCGUGAGCACAGGAGCCAAAGAGAUUCCUCAGGUGGUUGAAUGCUUAUCAUUUCUCUCUUGUUGAGUUAUUCUUAAUAAUUUUUAUUGUUUGCUUGCUACUUUUCUUUGUCUAAUAUAGCCAGACUUUUCUUUCUUACACUUUUUUUUUUUUU